This is a messenger RNA of Dicentrarchus labrax (European seabass), 6154 nucleotides long. RefSeq names its product axin-1. Lineage: Eukaryota; Metazoa; Chordata; Actinopteri; Moronidae. The record is from RefSeq and is a predicted model, not a curated record. Bases 251 to 2920 code for a protein of 889 amino acids. Gene Ontology annotation, biological process: negative regulation of canonical Wnt signaling pathway. The transcript has 13 exons.
CUCUCGCUCUGUAUUAUUGCUCAGAAACCAGCCACCAUGGGGAGUUAAGGGGGUCAGUCGACGGGUUAUUUUCGUUAAUAUUUAAUAUCAGAAAGCUAUCCAUAUGCUGCGUUUUGGAGCACACAGUUCGCGCCAGUAUCCCCAAUGCAGCGGAUUACGGGGGUCGGGCUUUCAGAGACGGGUGAAUUGUUUGACAGCAAAAUCAUUGCUAGAGGGCAAGAUCUGACCUCUGCCUUGUGCAAUCAGAGACAUGAGUGUUGUCAGAGAAUUACAUGGGAUUGGGUACAGGGGCGGUGGCGGGGUUGUGGCCUCCCUGAGCGGCCCUACCCACUUUACCGAGGAUGCUCCGCGACCCCCAGUUCCUGGCGAGGAGGGAUCUGAUGUGGACCCCCCAGUUCCGUCAGCCAGCACCCGUCCUAACACCCUUUCCCAAACCCUCGGCUAUCCCCCGUUGUCCUCGUCAUCUAAAAUGGGGGAUCCAUCAAGUUACACACCCUCCUCGUCGUCUGCGACCCCGCGUCGCCCUGAUCUGGACCUAGGGUAUGAACCCGAGGGCUCGGCUUCACCAACUCCACCUUACCUGAAGUGGGCAGAGUCACUCCACUCUCUCCUGGACGAUCAGGAAGGCAUCCAGCUGUUCCGAACCUUCCUGUGCCAGGAAGGGUGUGCAGACCUUCUCGACUUCUGGUUUGCUUGCUCGGGGUUCAGGAAGACGAGCCAGGAGAAGAGGGCAAAGCUGGCCAAGGCCAUGUACAGGAAGUACAUUGUAGACGGAAGUGGGAUUGUCUCCAGGCAGAUCAAAGCAGCCACCAAGAGCUUCAUCAGAGACUGUGUGGUACGGCCGCAUCCAGACCCUGCCAUGUUUGAACAGGCCCAGACAGAGAUCCAGAGCAUGAUGGAGGAGAACACCUACCCUUUGUUUCUUAAAUCGGAUCUGUAUCUGGAGUACACACGGACAGGAGGAGAGAGCCCCAAGCCUAACCCCAGCGACCAGAGCCCUUCAUCGGGUCCAGCUAAGCCUGUGCCUGGGUACUUACCCACACUCGCAGAGGAUGAGGAGUGGAGGUGUGGAGGAGGAGGAGGAGGAUUGGGGGAGGUGGAGGAAGAGAAAGAUGAGGAGGAGUGUGGAGACACACCAGCUGGUAGGCUGACUCACAGCCUGCUGAUGCAGACAGCACCGCAGAGAUCCUCGACCAACAGGAGGAGGCCAGACAGUAGAGAGUACAGGCCCUGGCGGGAGCCGGUCAACCCAUACUACGCUAACAUGGGCUACGCUCGUGCUCCAGCAACCAGUGCCAACGACAGUGAGCAGCAGAGCAUGUCGAGUGAUGCAGACACACUGUCGCUGACCGACAGCAGUGUAGAUGGUAUUCCUCCAUACAGAUAUCGGAAGCAGCAUCGUAAAGAGAUGCAUGAAAGUGCCAAAGCCAAUGGACGUGUGCCCCUACCUCAUAUACCUCGCACGUACCGCAUGCCAAAGGACAUCCACGUAGAGCCUGAGAGGUUUGCAGCGGAGCUCAUCAGCAGGCUGGAGACAGUUCUCAGAGACAGAGAGGCUCAGGAAAGACUCGAAGAGAGGCUGAAGAGAGUACGACUGGAAGAAGAGGGGGACGAUGCUGACAUCUCCGUGACAACCUCCAUGUCUUCUCAUAGCAUACCACCCCCCCUCCCCUCAUCGUUUCCACCUCUCUACGGCGCCCGUUAUUCAGAGACCACUGCUAACACGGCAACAGUCGCCACUUAUGGCGGCCUGGUUGCCAUGGAGGAUUCCCAUGACGACGACCCAGAAUCUAUUUUGGAUGAGCAUGUACAGCGUGUGAUGAAAACGCCGGGCUGCCAAUCGCCGGGGGCAACCAACAGCACCUUAGGAGGAGGAGGUCGGCAUUCUCCUCCCAAAUCAUCGCGUUCACCUGACGGGGGAAUCGGCCCACCUCACUACCCCCCACACCGAGGAGGAGGUCACAGUCUGCCUGCUGCUGGGGUCAAAGGUUUGCAUCACCACAAGCAGCCGUAUCAUCACAGAGGAAGAGAAGGGCAGGAGGAGGCGGGCUCUAGGUCGCAGGCCAACUUCCUGUGGAACGGAGACCCAGCCAGCCAGUAUGCAGGGAGAAGUCGUAACUACGCUGACGGGGCUGGAGCCAGCACGCUUGAGGGCAUGGGUUACAGUAGUAAAGGCAGCACGCUAUCACGGCGAGGUUGUAAGAAGGCAUCGGAGACAUCGGGCAAAAGUGAUGAGAGUGGGCGUGGCGUGGAGGCCCAGGUACCACUGGAGGACCUGGAGAGAAACCAGAAGAUCCUGCAGUGGAUGAUGGAAGGAGACAGACAAAGGAAGACCUCACAUGGUGGCAGCACCAGUAGCUCCAGGAGGGCGGGAACCACCAGUGAGUCACCACGUCCAACUUCAGUGGAGCGACCUGGAGCUGUGCACCCCUGGGUCUCUGCCCAGCUGCGUAACAACCCCUCUUCGGUGUCCCCCGCCAUCCCCGGCUCAUCGUCCACGCAGGUCCAGCCCUCGCACCCUUUCAUCCAGGACCCAGCUAUGCCCCCAAACCCGGCUCCCAACCCACUUACCCAGCUGGAGGAGGCUAGGAGGAGGCUGGAGGAGGAGAGGAGGAGGAACGCACUACAGCAGGCUAAGCAGAGGCAUAAGUCUGGCAAGCGACAAGUGUGUGAGAACAUGACUGUUGCUUACUACUUUUGUGGAGAGCCAAUCCCAUACCGAACAUCAGUCAAAGGCCGCGUGGUGACUUUGGGCCAGUUCAAGGAGCUGCUUACCAAAAAGGGCCAUUACAGGUUCUACUUUAAGAAAGUGAGCGACGAGUUUGACUGCGGUGUAGUGUUCGAGGAGGUUCGAGACGAUGAUGCCAUCUUGCCUAUCUUCGAGGAGAAGAUCAUCGGGAAGGUGGAGAAGGUUGACUGAAAUUUGGGAACAGAAAGAUGACACAGAAUUGCAAAAAGAUCAUAUUGGAGGGGGGGAAAAAAAGGAGAUAGGAAGAGAACAUUGGGGUUGGAUAGAAAUUCAGCUGUGAGAAAAACGAACGAAAGAAAGUAGAAAGAUGGAAGGAGCGAUGUGUGACAGAAGGGAGAUUGCGCUGCAUGGUAGAAGCUCGAGUGUUAAGGAGGUGGUUAGUUUUUAUGGAAUAUCUGGAUAUCUGCGUCAUGCCUGGAUCAAACCCACACACAGCGAAAGAAGCUUGGCCAGAUGCAACCGGAGUGGAGGAAAGGAACAUAAAUUAUUUCACCUGUCUUGUCUCCACUGUGGAUAUUCGAGGAGCGCUGUUAAAAUCUGAUGUCUGACCAGUCUUCCACUUCCACUGCGAUGGAUGGAAAAGGGUGAGGGGGGGGAGGGGGACUGCUGGAAGGAGAAAGAGGAUAAAGUAGUCUUCCACUUCUGCUCUGGAGGAGCCUGUCCUCCGCAGACCAUUACGAUGCUGCUACAUUACCACGGAAAACUCUUCAAUCGGUGCUUGGGACAGUAAAGAAAGCAGUUUUGUUCCAUUCGGGAGUCUCGCUGCCUUUUGCUGUCUCUGUUCCUCAUCAGCUGGUUACAAGGGGAGAGGACAGAGGAUUUGGGGGAGUGGACCUUUAGCCUGCUUCUCCUCUUGUUGACUUCAUAGCCUCAAAACUGAAACUUUCUCACCCUUGAUUCCUAGAUGUCAUGUAGUGAUCUCUCACAUCAACAUGUUCAGACAACAGUUCUCCACACAACUUGUUUACCAAAGCUACAUAUUUUUGAUAAGACAAGUAUCCUAGCUACUUGUUUCAUUUUAUUUGAAUUGUGUAUGUACAAGGCAGGUACUAUUACUUAUUAAUGCAGCCUAAUUUCGUUAUAUCUCAACUUAAUGUUGUAUUAUUGUGUAUGUUUUGAAGCUAGUUCAUUAGUCAUUUCAGGGCAGCCAUUUUGUUUGUUUUUCCUCCCUCUAUAAUACAUCGUGCACCUCAAUCCUGUACUGUUUACCUGUUGAGCGUGCAGUUCUGUUCUCCUGAGCGAUGGAUUUUAAUCACAAGAUUGCUUUUUUUUUUUUCCACCCUCAAAGUUUAUCAUGAAAAACAAGAGCACACACUACAGGUGCACUAUCUUUGACCACAGUAUCUGUUGUUUUUAAACAGGUCACACUGUCACCUCAUUUCCAUCAUAUUUUUCUGCUAUACUGAGAGCCUGUGUACGUAACUCCAAACCCAAGUCUAGGUGCCUGCCUGCCUGCCUGGCCAGUGCCAUUACUAUCUAGAAUGCUUAUUCUGAAGCGUGUGGGUGGGUGAGUGUGAAAGCCUGUGUCUUGUAUGCCUGAACUCAGCCAAAGAGCAUAUUGUGCGUCCCAUAUGCCUACCAGCGUGUGUCUGUGCAGUCCCACAAGUAUCAAGUGAUUUUUUUUUUUUUUUUUUUUCCAUCAGGAGCAGAAGGGAAUCUUCUUCCUCUUGCAGAUUCCUAAACUUCAAACAUCGUAGCUUAAUAUUGAGUUUAAAAUCUGCAGUGAUUAAAAGGAUAGCGUGACCCUUUGGGAAAGGUGCUUAUUUGCUUUAUUGAUAAGAAAAAGAUGAGAGAGUUGAUACCACUCUGGUGUCUAUACGUCAAAUAUGAUGCUAGAAGGUCAGCAGUGGGUGAGCUUAGCUUAGCAUAAAGACUGGAAAUGGGAGGGAAAGGGCUGGCCUGGCUUUUGUAUGAAUUAAACAAACUUGGGCUGCUACUGAUUUUUAUUUUUUUUUAAAUCCUCUUAUUAUCAAUUCUGGAUUAAUUGAUUGUCCUGUGAAUGUCAACGGAUCACAGUUGCCUGCAGCUCAAGUUGGUGUCUUAAACAUUGCAGUUUGAAAAGUCAAGAUUUUCAAUUCGCUGUCAUAAAAAAGGAACAUUUUAGGAACUGGAACUUGUGAUAGACAUUUCUGUUUAAAAAAUAUAUUUAAAUUAAUUACCAAAAUUGUUACCAGUUAUUUUUCUGUUGAUCAUCUAAACAAUUAAUUUAACUUUCAGCUCUAGAACAAACUAGACGUAACGUUUAAACUAGUGAGCCUUAGAGGUGCCAGGCUAGAUUUUUCCAGUCUUAAUGUUAACCAUCUGCAGGCUGUAGCUUCACCUUUAACGCACAGACAUGGGAAAUGGUCUCAAUCUAGCUCUCAGCAAGACAGCAAAUAAGUGUAUUUCGCAAAAAACGUCAAGCUAUUCCAUCAGACUUCUCACAUCAGUAUAGUAGUGCAGUACGGCCAGAAUGAGGCCAGAAUACCAUAAAGCACCGUGCAGACAAUGCACUGAUCACACACCAGCUGUGUAAGCUGAAUGUAAUUUGACUUUUUUUAAACUUUUACCCGCUAUAUCCUCAAAGGAAAUCCCUUCAUUGGUCGUGUCAUCACGUCUGUCUUCAGUAUUGAUCUCAAACUGUUGGCCCGAGUUGAGAGUUUUGUGUUAUCUAUGCUGGUAGUUUAAUGGAAUGUGUCCGUCAGAUAAAGAGGUCCUACUGUACAUCUUGCAGGAAUGUCGAAUACAAUUUGUCCUGGGUUUUCUGCCCAGUAAGGGAAAACGUAGGAUCGGAAAACAUAUUUGUCCUCACUUCAACCCAUUAUGCCUUCAAUAUGAAAUUUAAAAUUUAGAUAUGUAUUUGUUUAUAAAAAAAAAUGUAAUUUUAAUAAUCACCAAGCAUGUUCUUUAUAAGGAAUGUUUUCCUGAUGAGUUGAAUUAUCUAUUUUGUUUUAAUGUUUAUGUGCGAACUGCUACGGCCCUCUGAUUAUAUUUUAUCUGUUUUGUUAGAACGCCCAGGGACAGUUGAAUGACAACAUUUGUUAAGAGAUGAUUCUUGUGAUUACGAUUCGAUGGACAAAACAAGCAACUGCGUCUGUUGUGUUGUCAGUUUGUGUGAAACACAGUGCCUUUAUCAUGUUACCUUUCAAAAUAUCUUUAUUGAACCAAUCCAUGCUUUUAAUGUAACUUUUUAUCUUCAGUCAGUCCCAUUGUAUCUUUAGCUGCAGUCAAUGCUUGCUCACGUCUGUUCUGAUAGAUCCUCUGCUGUAAAUAUGUACAUUAUCAUUUCAUAUGUGUCUUCAGACCUGCACCACAUGUUCAUGGUGUUUCUGUUUUUCAAAGGUAAACGCCAAGAUGUCACUGUGCUGGUUCCACUUGUACAUUUCUUUUAAAAAGGUACUUCAUAAUAAAGAUGUUGAAUAAACA